Molecule: messenger RNA, 7713 nt
Organism: Aspergillus pseudotamarii
Lineage: Eukaryota; Fungi; Ascomycota; Eurotiomycetes; Eurotiales; Aspergillaceae
Product: type I polyketide synthase
Exons: 15
Coding region: 1-7713 (2570 amino acids)
Biological process (GO): secondary metabolite biosynthetic process; fatty acid biosynthetic process
Molecular function (GO): oxidoreductase activity; zinc ion binding; phosphopantetheine binding
Source: RefSeq, a predicted model, not a curated record
AUGUCCACAUGUUCAGAGAAGGGCCUGCCGCCCCUGGCGAUUGUGGGCAUAUCACUGAAGUUCCCAGGAGACGCCGUGACACCAGAUGACUUUUGGAAGAUGCUUUUGGAGGGGAGAACCGCCGCGAGCGAGUUCCCUCCCGAUCGGGUGAAUAUCGAUGCUCUUUAUCAUCCGGACCGUGAGCGUCUGGACCAUCUAUCUCUAAGGGGAGGAAAUUUCAUGAAGGGAGACUUGGGCGCUUUCGAUGCUGGGUUCUUCACAAUAAAUGCCACCGAGGCAGAGGCAAUGGAUCCGCAACAGCGACUGAUACUAGAGGCAUCUUACCGCGCGCUAGAGAGCGCUGGAAUUACUCUGGCGGAAGCGUCAGGCUCCAAGACCUGCGUCUUUACGGGAAGCUUUUCCCAUGAUUACCACACGUUACAAGUAAAAGAUCCUAUGACAUUACCAAAAUGGCAUGCUACUGGGACAUCUAUGAAUAUGUUGUCAAAUCGUGUCAGUUGGUUCUUCAACCUGCAAGGCCCAAGUGCCACUGUUGAUACUGCCUGUUCCAGUAGUUUGAUGGCAAUUGAUUUGGCCUGUCAAUCUAUCUGGAGUGGUAACUCAUCGAUGGGACUAGCUAUUGGCAGUAAUACUAUCCUGGCGUUGGAAAUGAGCCUCUGCCUUGAUAAUUUAGGUUUACUCUCGAAGGAUGGUCGCUCAUAUAGCUUUGAUCAGCGUGGGAACGGCUAUGCCCGAGGUGAAGGUGUUGGCGUCCUAGUAAUCCGACCGCUGGAGGAGGCCAUCCGUCAUGGAGACACUAUAAGAGCUGUAAUCCGAUCCUCCUCCUCGAACCAGGAUGGACGUACGCCCGGGAUUAUGCAGCCUAGUGGGACUAUGCAAGAGAAACUCAUCCGCGAUACCUAUAAGAGAGGAGGUCUUGACCUGGGAACAACGCGAUAUUUUGAAGCUCACGGGACCGGAACGGCGGUAGGAGAUCCUAUUGAAGCUCGCGCAAUUGGAGGCAUCUUUCGCGACUACCGCUCAGCUGAUGACCCGCUUUAUAUAGGAUCUGUAAAGUCGAGUGUUGGUCAUCUAGAGGGCGCAAGCGGCGUGGCUGGAGUGAUAAAGGUUGUUCUUGCCUUGGAAAAAGGAAUUAUCCCACCCAAUGCAGGGCUUGAAAAGCUGAACCGCCGAAUCGAUGAUGAAUUCCUACAUAUAAAGGUCCCUCAAGCACCGGUGGCCUGGCCAGUCGAUGGCUUGCGAAGGGCGUCGGUCAGCUCGUUUGGCUUUGGUGGUUCGAAUAUCCAUAUUGUGCUAGACGAUGCCUUGAACUACCUCCAGAGCAAUGGCUUACAGGGCAACCAUAAUACCACCGCUCAUUUGAACACCAUGUGCGUAGAGAGUCAUGACACAAAUGGAACUCUGGAAACCACACCCGAUGAAGCAAAAUUGCUUGUCUGGUCAGCUGCCGAUGAGAAUGGAAUUUCCCGCAUCCAGGACAAAUGGAGAUCUUUCUUCUCAUCGCUUCAUGUUACAGACGAGGAAAAGAGAGCGUACUUGAGUAACUUGGCAUACACGUUAGCUAUUAGGAGAAGCCAUCAUCAGUGGAGGACCUUUGCGACUGUGAAAUGUUCGGAUGACUGGUCAGCUAUAGCGGACAAGCUUGCUCGCCCGUGUCGGUCUAUUUCAUCACCCAACCUGGCGUUUGUAUUCACUGGGCAAGGAGCACAAUGGUACGCUAUGGGUCGCGAGCUGAUAAACGGAUACUCCGUCUUCCGCGAUAGUGUUCAGGCUGCCAAUAGGUAUCUACAGACUUUGGGUUGUCAAUGGGAUCUUCUAGAGGAACUUCAAAAACCGGAGGAAUUUUCGAACGUAAACAAGACAGAAUACAGCCAGCCGCUCUGCACCGCGCUUCAAGUUGGCUUGGUGGACCUUCUCUCUCACUUCAAGAUUACCCCCAAGGCUGUGGUUGGCCACUCGGCUGGGGAGAUUGCAGCUGCAUACUGUGCUUCUGCGAUAGAUAGGUAUUCCGCUUGGAAGAUCGCCUUUUACCGUGGAAAAUGGAGCAGCCAGUUGGAAACGUCCAGCUAUGUCAAAGGGGCAAUGCUAGCGGUGGCAUUACCAACGAAGGAUGUUGAGCCAUACUUUGAGAAAGUCGCUGGUGAGUGCGAGAUCUUGAGAUUAACAGUGGCCUGUAUCAACAGUCCUAAAAGCGUUACAAUCUCCGGCGAGGAGAUCCAAAUCGAUAUGCUCAAGUCAGCACUUAGUGCAGAGAACAUCUUCUGUCGAAAGUUGAAGGUCAAGGUUGCCUAUCAUUCAUUCCAGAUGCAUGAAAUUGCUGCACAAUAUCAGAGUGCGAUGGGAGAGAUAGAGAAGGGUAACGAGCACAAGAUCCCCAUAGAAAUGGUGUCCUCUGUUACGGGUACCUGGGCCAAACCAGAAGACCUGAGGGCACCUAAUUACUGGGUACAAAAUAUGGUCUCCCCGGUAAAGUUCUCCGAUGCUGUGUUCACUCUUUGCUCACAUACAGAGACACCUAGACGGAAGCUUGAUCGGAGUCAUCGGCGGGCGUUUCCAAUCCAUCACUUGGUUGAGCUGGGUCCCCAUUCCGCACUACAAGCGCCUAUCAAAGAGAACUUGAACAAUUCAAAUCGACAGUCAGUAGCGUACUACUCACUUCUCGUGAGAGGUGUGCCAGCUACUGACACUGUUAUGACUGCGGCUGGCUAUUUGCAUGCAGCUGGUUACUCGAUCGACCUUGGCGCUGUGAACAAUCUGGAAAACCUCGAAGAAAAGGGUCUCCUUAAAUCAAUACCAGAUCUCCCAGAGUAUCCUUUUAACCAUAGCAAGUCUUACUGGCAUGAGAGCCAGAUAAGCAGAAACCACAGAAUACCUAAGAUUGGCAAAAAUGACCUUCUGGGUUCGCCGGAUCCAAACUGGAACCCUCUUGAGCCGCGAUGGAGAAACAUUAUCAAAUUGUCCGAGAUGCCCUGGGUUCGAGACCAUCAAAUCAAUGGUACGAUACUCUACCCGGCAGCUGGAAUGGUCGUCAUGGCUGUUGAGGCAGCGAAGCAGUUGGCCAUCGCUGGUCAACAGAUCUCAAGUUUCAAUAUCAAAGAUGUGACUCUCCAUGCCGCAAUCCCAAUCCAGGAACACAACGAGACUGUGGAAACAGCCUUCCAUAUGCGUCCGGUUAAAGAGCUUACAUCGGCAGCAUCACAUUGGUACGAAUUUGCGCUCUACAUGAACACAGAUUCAUCGUGGGUGUCAAACUGUACGGGCACUAUCCAGGUUGCAUAUUAUCCGGAAAAGCCAGACCCCGUAGACUGUGGUCACCUUGAGCGGGAUCUAGUCCGCCAACAGAUUAACGCGUAUCUACAAGCGAGCAAAGAAUGUACCUCCCCCGCUGAAGUACAAGCACUCUAUUCUCACCUGAAAGCCUGUGGUUAUGAGUAUGGUGAUUCCUUCCAAGGAAUAACUGCUUUGAGUGUCAACCCAAGUGACUGCACAUGCGUUACUGGUGAGGUGAGCAACAGGUCAUCAACCUCAGAUGAAACAAUCCACCCUACAGCGUUAGAUUCACUGAUCCAAACGGCACUUUGGCCGACGACGGGAUGCGGUGCUGAGAUCAUACCGACCGCCGUGCCAACACACAUUGAGAGCAUAACACUCUCCGUCGAUGGUCUCAACACUACAAAAGAUAUCUUCAAGGUGCAUACAAGGGUAGAGCCAUCCGGCAACUCAGACAUCUGUGCGAAUAUUACCGCUUUUGAUGAUCAACUAGGGAAGGCGAUAGUUUACGUGGACGGGCUUAGGUGUACUGCGGUUAAUGAGCUUGCUAUAGCAGAAACACAUAACUCUAUAGAUGACAAGCUCUGCCAUCGGGUCGAGUGGAAGCCGGAUAUCCGGUUGUUGAGAAACGAUGACAUUGAUCAGAUAUGUCGACAACCGUCUGUGGACACUUCCGCACUCGAAGAAUUUUUCAUCGAAGUGGACUUUCUAUUGCUUGCUCGGCUUCUUGAAGCUCUCGAUGUUCUCGCCGAGAGGAGUCUGUCACCUAGCAAGUUGCACGUCAAGAAAUAUCUCGAAUGGGCAGCUGCCCAGAAGAAAAAACUUAGCGAUGGCCGGCUCUUGUUCUCCUUAGAACCAUGGAAAAGUCGUUUUCACGAUAUCGAGUAUAUCCAGGCCUUAGAUUCACGGCUCUAUGAGAGUAACCCGCAGGGGAAGUUUCAGGUGAGCUUCUCCAGAAACCUGACAAAGUUUCUAUGUGAGGAGCUGGACCCUCUAGAGUUUAUCUUUACCUGUGGUCUCAUUGAUGAUUAUUACUAUGAUACACUCGACCGUUCAAGUAGUUCUAGGCGAAUCACGGCGUAUCUCGAGCUAUUAGCGCACGCGAAUCCGCAGAUGAGGAUACUAGAGAUUGGAGCUGGGACGGGGUCUGCUACGCGUAUUUUCUUACGCACGUUGGGCCGAGGACAGGAUGAAUCAGAAACCUCUAGAUAUGCUCACUGGGAAUACACCGACAUCUCGCGGUCGUUCUUCGGCGAAGCAGCGAGUCAAUUUGCUGCGGAGGGAGAUCGAAUGAGUUUCAACACUCUUGAUAUUGAACAUGAUCCCGAGGAACAAGGUUUCGAGUGCGGCACGUAUGACAUGGUUGUCGCUUCAUUGGUGAUCCAUGCCACUUCGGACUUAACCAAGACUUUGACCCAUGUCCGAAAGCUUCUAAAACCCGGCGGAAAGCUGAUUAUGAACGAAAUGACCAACCCCAAGCGUUCUGCAUAUGUAUUUGGGUUUCUCGAGGGCUGGUGGUUGGGGUGCGAAUCCUAUCGUUCACUGGGCCCUUGUGUAGGUGAACAACAGUGGCAUGAGCUUCUAUCACAGACCGGAUUCUCAGGAUGCGAUCUUGUCUUUCCUGAUGUCGAGAAUGCUAUUUGCCAAGAAAAUGCCUUUAUUGUUGCCACUGCUAGUCAAGACGCUCAAGACUCUUCCAGAGGUCAUCAUAUUCAAUUUGUCUAUGACCCAGCUGACAGCCCCCAGGCUGAACUUGCACGGCUACUUGAAGUGGGAUGUCGAGAAUUAACAGGCUCAACAGUAGAGUGUGUCUCAUUGGAGGAAACGGGGUCCUCUCAUGACCUAUUAAGAGUCUUCUUGCUUGAAUAUAGCAAGCCAGUACUGUGUGAUAUGCGGGAAGAAGUGUAUACAAGACUCCAAGCUCUUCUCCUCUCAACCAAAACCACACUCUGGGUCACUGAAGGAGGAGGAAAAGGCUUUGAACGACCGCAUCUACACCUCAUUGAAGGUCUAUUCAGAGUAUUGUCUGAAGAGGAUGGAGGCCGAGAUCGCUACAUUCUUUCGCUUGAACGACAACAGACGGAAGGACACCCUCACCACCGAUUAGUGCUAGAUCUCAUAUCGCACAUACUUUCCCCAGUCUCCUCCGUUGUUGAUUCCGAAUAUACUGAGCAUCGAGGGGUACUGCAAGUUGGGCGCAUGGUUAACCAUCAACCUCUGAACAACGCUAUCUCUAUUCAGACAAACCCACAACAAGCCAUAAUGAGACCAUUUGGCUGUGGAACUCAAUUGCGUCUUGAUUCUUCAUCCUCCAGCAUGACGAACGGUUUUCGGUUCAUUGAAGCCGAAUGGGCCGAUCGGCCUCUUGCCGCCAACGAAGUGGAGCUUGAGGUCAGCUACGUGGGCGUCAACUUCCGCGAUGUUCUUACUGCCUUAGGUCAACUUAACAUCGGGAGCAUAGGCCUCGAAUGUAGCGGCACGAUUACGCGUGUUGGGACAGCGUGUCGUAAGUUUAAAGCAGGAGAUAAAGUUGUCGGUUUUCUAUCCAACUGCUACUCAACACAUCUCCGAUUUCGCGAGACGGAUCCAGUCGUUCAUGUCCCCCAGGGGAUCUCCCUGACUGCUGCGGCUUCUGUCCCAGCCAACUUCAUUACAGCGUAUAUGGGACUGAAGGAACUCGCGCGAAUCCAGCCCGGCGAAUCAGUCCUGGUUCAUUCUGGAGCUGGCGGUACGGGCCAAGCAGCGAUACAGAUCGCGAAGCACUUCGGAGCCCAGGUCUAUACUACCGUAGGAUCUGACAGCAAGAAGGAAUUUCUAAUGCAAACAUACGGGAUUCCGGAAUCCCAUAUCUACUCGAGCAGAUCCACGCUUUUCGCAAAGAUGAUUCUCCAACAAACCGCGGGAAAAGGUGUUGAUAUCAUCUUUAACUCACUGUCGGGUGAAAGCCUCAUCAAGUCAUGGGAGUGCAUUGCCCCGUAUGGUAGAUUCAUUGAAAUUGGCAAAAAGGAUAUCCUCUCGAACAGCAAGCUUCCGAUGAUUCAGUUUGCAAAAAAUACAACAUUCAUCAGUCUAGAUCUAGGAUCUUGGGCAAGGGACCGCCCCGCUGAUUGUAUCUCUGCACUAGCAGACAUCUUGACCUUGCUUGUGGAGGGGAAGUUUCAACCCCCAAGUCCAAUUGCCACAUACGGUGUUGGUGAGAUGGAGAAAGCUUUUCGACUCAUGCAAGGUGGAAAGCAUCACGGUAAAUUGGUUCUUGAGAUGCGUCGAGAUGACCCAGUCAUGACCAUAUUAAAGCCCAAACCCAACUCCUUCUGCGACCCCAACGCCACGUACGUUGUUUCCGGCGGAUUAGGUGGCCUUGGUCAGAAUGCUGUUAACUGGCUUGUGUCUCGUGGGGCACGGAAUCUUCUCCUACUGUCACGAUCUGGUGGAGACAGCCCCGACGGACGUAAGCUACUUGAUCAAUUACAUAGCCAAGGCGUGGAAGCCCUGGCUCCGGCAUGCAAUGUGAGCGAUGCACAGUCGCUCCGCAAGGCGCUCGAUGCUUGCCAAUUACACAUGCCCCCGAUCAAAGGCUGUAUUCAGGGUGCGAUGGUGCUGCAUGACGUCUCAUUCUCGGACAUGUCAUACACCGCCUGGCAAACCGCAGUCCAACCCAAGGUACAAGGGUCAUGGAAUCUCCACGAGCUCCUCCCCAAGGGAAUGGACUUCUUCAUCUUGCUGUCAUCAAUCAACGGCCUAAUCGGCUCCAGAGGACAAGCCAACUAUGGUGCCGGUAACACCUUCCAAGACGCACUUGCCCACUACCGGGUCCGUAUCGGCGAGCGCGCUACGUCUCUUGACCUAGGCCUCUUCACCUUUGCUGGCGCGGUCGCCAAGGAUCCCAAACUGAGGGAGAUGAUGCGAAACAACUCGGUCUUAGACCCGGUCACGGAGGCGCAGUUCCACGCGUUGCUCGACUCCUAUUGUAACCCUAUCGUAGCCCGGGAUCUCGGGCUGAACUGCCAGACAACCAUUGGUAUACACCCAGUGGUGAUGGAGCGGGGUGCCGGAAGGGCGUAUUGGCUCGAGAAACCACUUUUCGGGCACUUACAGCUUGAGCAUACAUCACAAGGUGAUCCGCAUGGCCAGGCGCGUGGAGUGAAUAUUGCUGCUGCGUUACAGAGUGCUACAUCGUUGGCGGAGGCAACCACAUUGACUGUAGAGGCUCUUAUACUGAAGCUUUGUAGGGUCCUCUCGCUUUCCGAAAGCGAUAUUGAUGAACACAAAGCUCUACAUGAAUAUGGUGUCGAUUCGCUCGUUGCAGUAGAACUCCGAAGCUGGUUCUCGAAGGAGAUGCAGGCCGAUGUUGCUGUGUUCGAUAUCAUGGGCCGCGCCACGGUUACUUCUCUCGCGCAGCUGGCAGCUAGUCGGAGCAAGCUGGAAAAGGGAUGGUCUGCGUAA